Messenger RNA from Neocloeon triangulifer, 709 nucleotides. RefSeq lists its product as uncharacterized. NCBI's taxonomy places the organism in Eukaryota, Metazoa, Arthropoda, Insecta, Ephemeroptera, Baetidae. The record is from RefSeq and is a predicted model, not a curated record. The transcript is spliced from 2 exons. Bases 238 to 549 code for a protein of 103 amino acids.
CACAUGACCUGCGACGUUACUGCCACUGUUGACUGUUCGCGAAACGACGAGACCGACGAGUAAACUCACUAAAAAACGCGCGCAAGGAGAAGGAAGGGAGCAGCAGGGAGCAGAUUAUUCUUUCUUAAUUGUCGACCAUAAAAACGGUUAGAUGGACACAUCAUGUGAUGACGUGAUUAUCUUUCAAAUAAGAUUUUGAGAAUAUAAACGUUCAAAUUAGUUCCUUCUAAAAGAAACAUGGCAUCGUCUUCUUUGAACAACCAGUACAUCAACGAUCAAAUGGAGCUGGACGAGCUUGCUGUCCUCAACGAUCUAAAUGACAUGAAGCGCACUUUGAUGGACUGCGGCCACCGAAAUGAUGAGCUUCGAAUAAAAGCUUCUGAACUUCUGGCAGAAAUGGCCGUUCUGCAUGACCCAAAAAUGGACCUGAAAAGGUUUAACUACUUGGAAUUCCUGGAUGACAUCGAAAUUACUGCUCUCAAAAUUGAUAGCCCUGAAGUCCAAGCUGUCCUUGACGCUGAAUCAAAGGAGGACCAAAGGGUUGGUUAGCCUGAAACCCUUGCAGCUAAAAAGGAGCUCUUUGAAUUCAGGGUCCUUCCAACAAUGGAGACAAAAGUCAAGCUCAGUGAUUCCACUUCUUGAGAAUUUGAGUUAUAAAUGAAAGCAUAAAAUUAAUUAUAAAUUCCUUUGAGGAUGUGCAGCCAAUGAA